Messenger RNA from Galendromus occidentalis (western predatory mite), 495 nucleotides. RefSeq lists its product as uncharacterized. The record is from RefSeq and is a predicted model, not a curated record. The coding region runs from base 133 to 462 and encodes 109 amino acids. The transcript has 2 exons. Lineage: Eukaryota; Metazoa; Arthropoda; Arachnida; Mesostigmata; Phytoseiidae.
UUCGCGCGCGAAAUAUGGUGUCCCACGAGGUCGCACCCGUGGUCAGCGAGUGUGGAACUCGAUAUCGGCCCCUGGGAUCAGCUUUUCGCUCCGCCUUCUGAUCCGGAGUCAGCUUUGCCUGUUUCUACGAUUAUGAUGAGAACGGUAAUCCUAUUGUCGAUUGUUGCUUCCUGUACAGCAGCGAUCCCCGAAGGCAACGAGACCGGAAAGAAAGUAUUGGACGCAGCGAUCGAUCUCACCGCAUAUGCUUUACGAGUAGAUCGCGACACCAUGGCACAAGUCUUCGAGAUUCUCAGCCGAAAUGCCCCGGAUGAAUCCGUCAUGAGGAGUGCUAUGACAUCGAUAAUGAAGGAGCUCAAUGAGAAGUACAGCAAAGUACUGAAAGAUAUCGACGAAAGCAUCCCGAAGGAAGAAGUUGAUAAAAUGAAGGCGGCUCUGAGUAGAUAUGGCACCAAAUGUUGAAAACGAACCUCUGCCCCAAUAAAGUCAUUGUUC